Aspergillus alliaceus is the source of this 1350-nucleotide messenger RNA. Its product is annotated as casein kinase II subunit beta. NCBI's taxonomy places the organism in Eukaryota, Fungi, Ascomycota, Eurotiomycetes, Eurotiales, Aspergillaceae. Gene Ontology annotation, cellular component: protein kinase CK2 complex; cytoplasm. The record is from RefSeq and is a predicted model, not a curated record. Bases 161 to 1225 code for a protein of 354 amino acids. Gene Ontology annotation, molecular function: protein kinase regulator activity. The transcript has a single exon.
GCCUAUCUCUUUACGAGAUCAUCCCAGAACGGUUUUUUACCGGUAGCUCGGCAACGUGUCGAGAGAGACAGGUUCGGCGUUGGCCGACGGCCUAGACAGGCUGGAUCUGAGUCAACUGUCUGAAUCAACGCCCUCGUCAUCUGCGUCCGACUCGUUCGAUAUGUCGUCAUCGGAAGGCGCCCCGGAGUCAUGGAUCUCCUCUUUCUGCUCCCUGAUGGGCCACGAGUUCUUCGCUGAGGUGUCGGAGGAUUUCAUCGAAGAUGACUUCAAUCUGACGGGGCUGCAGUCGCAGGUGCCCAUGUACAAGGAGGCAUUGGAGAUGAUCCUAGAUGUGGAACCAGAGGAGGAUGAUGAAGAAGAAGAAGAGGAGGAGGAAGAGGAAGACGAGGAUGAAAUACUGGGAGAUGAAAAGCCGCCCGGAUAUCGGCGAGCGGGAGAUCGAAGGCACGCACGGGUGGCUAGCGACCUGAGCGUAAUUGAGAGCUCUGCUGAGUUGCUCUACGGUUUAAUUCAUCAGAGGUAUAUCACUUCGCGACCAGGAAUCCAGCAGAUGCUGGAGAAGUACGAAAUGCAGCAUUUCGGCGUCUGCCCCCGCGUCUACUGCAAUGGAUGCAAAGUUCUACCCGUUGGUCGAUCCGAUACUCCAGGCCAAGAAACAGUGAAACUCUUUUGUCCGAGCUGCCAGGAUCUGUAUACGCCGCCGAACAGUCGAUUCCAUUCUGUUGACGGUGCCUUCUUUGGGACUACCUUUGGAUGUUUGUUUUUCAUGACAUUCCCUGAUUUGGACGUCGGUCCUCGGCUAGACAACCCUCUCGUAUCGCCGCCGCGGUCAUCCUCCGCAAAUAACCAGGUGUCGCCUGAUGUCCCACCUGCUCAUCAACCGACAGAGAUCAACGGAGUGCGGACGGCCAAUUUCUGCCCCGGGCUUGGACCGGGAAAGAUCUACGAGUCGCGGAUUUACGGAUUCCGAGUUUCUGAAAGGUCUCGGACAGGACCACGCAUGAAAUGGCUACGGAUGAAGCCCACCAAUGUUGAAGAACUCGAUGAGAUGGCUCGAUUUGAAGCAACUCAUAGGGAUGCCGACAAUGACGGCGAUACAGAAAUGGGCGCCGCUCCUGCGGGAGGAGCGCAGAACCCAGCGAUAGCAAAAAGGAAAAAGGCACCUAUGCGGAGACGGCGGUACAACCCUGAUCAAAUGAGCAUUAACGGCGCCGAGGCGGUAUAAACGAGCAACAGAUCUCUUAUUUAAAAAAAAAAAUAGUGUGGACGUGAUGGAAGCGCGCAUGUGUUGACUUUUGUGAAUUUUUUUACCUCAUUGGUCCUCAGUCCUCUCACAUCUACUGGCGCUUU